Messenger RNA from Brassica napus (rape), 624 nucleotides. Its product is annotated as putative defensin-like protein 70. The record is from RefSeq and is a predicted model, not a curated record. NCBI's taxonomy places the organism in Eukaryota, Viridiplantae, Streptophyta, Magnoliopsida, Brassicales, Brassicaceae. The coding region runs from base 311 to 577 and encodes 88 amino acids. The transcript has 2 exons.
CACAAAACAUAAAAGGAAAACAUUUUAAAUUUAGAUUCAUAUGGAUAAUUAUAUCACAAAGUUAUUCAAAAAAAAAAAAAAUUAUAUCACAAAACUUUGUGGUCAUCUGAAAAUGUAUGGUCAAUUGACCAUACCUUAUAUAUAUUGUACGAGUAUAUGCAUAAUUAAUGGUUAUAAACAUGGUUGAUGACCAAAUUUUUUUUGUGCAUUUAUAAAUAAACUAAUACAUUCUUUCGAAGUAAUAAGCAGAAAAGAAAAAAAAACAUAACAAGAAUUAGAUAAGCCGUGUUAGAAUCUAUAAUUAUAUUAUAUGAAGAUGAAUUUCUCAACAAUGUUGAUUGCAUUCACCCUCACCGUUCUCAUGGUGGUUUCUUCCGUUCAUUGCCAAACAAUUGAAACCGCCCCCGGCACAUUUGCACAGGACGAACCCUUGGAUACACUUUGCUUCAAUCCUUGCAGCGAUAAACUUGGCGACAAAGAGUGCAAAACCAUUUGUUUGAAUAAGGCAUACAAAGAUGGUUCUUGUAUUGGUUUUGGAAUCCCCCCUACUUCCAAGUAUUGUUGUUGUACAAAAUGAUUUGUUAUUCAUGAAGGUUUGAACUAAUAACAAUAUGAGAAUAAAAA